Anthostomella pinea is the source of this 216-nucleotide messenger RNA. The record is from the annotation of a GenBank genome assembly. Lineage: Eukaryota; Fungi; Ascomycota; Sordariomycetes; Xylariales; Xylariaceae.
AUGAAGAACGACAAGCCGAACCUGGAAAGUGACUUCUACAAGCAACACAACCCGAACUCUGAGUACCAAAAGAAGCAAGACAAGACCAGAGUGUUCCGAUGCGCCGUCUGCGACAAGGAGAUCGCUAGUUUCAACGGAUACUCGGGACAUCAGCGUUCAAAGCAUGGGUUCAGAGGAGCCGAGAGCCCGCUCUGGGCGGACGAGCUUCUCAGCUGA